UUAGGCGCAAACUCAAAAUACACUCAGCUGAACUUCGCUGUCUUGACCACACGGGAGUUGAUGUUACUAACUGCUUCCUGCAGCAUCACAAAUGUUGAAACGUCCGUCUCUAAUGUUGCACCACAUCCUACACUGUUUGCGCUGCGCACAGACUGCGCCGCUGGCGGCGGUGCGUUUGCACACGGCGCAAAUAAUGUUGGUCACAAGGCUGGUGCAAACAUUCAGCUGUUAGCAGCCCGGCUGCUUCCAGAAGCUCCCGCAGCUCCUGGGUGGAAGCAGGUUGAACAGGACAUUUGACAGUAGAUUUAAAAAAAAAAAAUCUAUUUUUUAGUUAGUGGUUCCUCUUAGUGACGCAGUUUUACGUUGAACUCCUCCAUUUUAACAUUAUUUUUUGACCCUUUGUGAGUUUUUUUUUUAUUUAAGCACUGUUCAUCCAUUUCAUCAGUCAUGUCCAAAAGAAAGAAUCCGGAAAAACUUCCACUGGUGACAGAUGUGAGCAGCACUUACUCCUCCGGCCACAGUGUGACCCACCCGGUGGAGAGUAAAGGUGAUGUCAAACACUGCCAUGACAACAGUCAUGCUCAGGCCGACCGUGAGCAGGAGAAGAAGAUUGCCAGGAAGAGGCUGUGUGUGGUUUCUGUCGUCUGUGUGGUUUUCAUGGUCGGAGAAAUACUCGGUGGGUAUUUCGCGGGCAGCCUUGCGGUAAUGACAGACGCCGCCCACCUACUGGUGGACUUCACCAGCUUCAUCAUCAGCCUCCUGUCCCUGUGGCUCUCCUCCAGACCCGCUACACACAAGCUCAGCUACGGCUGGCACCGAGCAGAGAUCCUGGGGGCCCUGCUGUCAAUCUUCACCAUUUGGUUGGUAACCGGGGUGUUGGUGUACCUGGCUGUCGAGCGCAUCAUCAGCGACGACUACACCAUCGACGGCACCAUCAUGCUGAUAACGUCCGGCUGUGCCGUACUGGUCAAUAUCAUCAUGGCCUUCACCCUGCACCAGUCAGGUCACGGCCACAGUCAUGGCGGCUCCAGCCACGGUCACAGCCACGGUCACAGCAGCAAAGGUCAAAAUGAGGCCAUUAACAACCACCUGGAUGCGGAGCACAACGCAGGAAAUCAUGGACGAACGACUCAUCAGGCCAACGCCAGCGUGAGAGCCGCCUUUGUUCACGUGGUGGGAGAUCUUCUCCAGAGCCUCAGCGUUGUCGUCAGUGCCAUCAUCAUCUUCUUCAAGCCUGAAUAUAAGAUAGCCGACCCCAUCUGCACCUUCCUCUUCUCCAUAUUGGUGCUCUGCACCACCUUCACCAUCAUGAGAGACAUCGUCAUCGUCCUGAUGGAAGGUGAGGCCAACGCCAGCGUGAGAGCCGCCUUUGUUCACGUGGUGGGAGAUCUUCUCCAGAGCCUCAGCGUUGUCGUCAGUGCCAUCAUCAUCUUCUUCAAGCCUGAAUAUAAGAUAGCCGACCCCAUCUGCACCUUCCUCUUCUCCAUAUUGGUGCUCUGCACCACCUUCACCAUCAUGAGAGACAUCGUCAUCGUCCUGAUGGAAGGUGCUCCAGCAGGGGUGAGCUACGGCGAGGUGCGAGAAGGUCUGUUAGCAGUGAAGGGGGUCACAGCGGUCCACAACCUUCACAUAUGGGCCCUCACUAUGAACCAGGCUGUCAUGACAGCACACGUUGCCAUAGACGAAUCAGCGGACGCUCAGACUGUGCUCAGUGAAAUGACGCAGACUUGUUACUCCACCUUCAACUUCCACUCUGUGACCAUCCAGAUGGAGAGACAGGCCGACCUGAAACCUGGAUGUACCCUGUGUGAGGACCCCAGGAAGUAGGAUCUGCCUCUGAAGUAGUACUAGUAAUAAUAGUAGAAUAUUGCAAAAAUAAUUGCACAUUUAUACUGUUGUUUUGACAAUCGCAUGAUUUUUAAAAUUUAAAUUUACAACGGAUAUGCAACAUGUAUGGACCCAGUAAAUCGUAACACUCUCUUCUCUGCUCCCAUGUUAAGGUUUUUUUUUUUUUACAUGUACUUGUUUUCAUUUUUAUAUAUACAGUGUAUACUGUAUAAAAACAGAAAGUUACUCUGCAGUGUUUACCUUGUGCACAUCCAGGACGGUUCUAACAGUAUUGAUUGUUUUAGAUAUUAAACCAAACCAAACCAGAACAGCAACACAUCCUUCACAAAGCUUUUAUAUGUAAAUAAAGACGGGGAAUAAUUAUUCCUCUGUACGGACUGUGACAAAAUGAAUGUACCUGUGGUCAGAUGUGGGAUCGGAAAUAUAUUAUUCAAUAAAGAAAAAAGUAUGUUUAUCUCCAUGUCCAUUCAAGUCUGUUCCACAGGUCA
Messenger RNA from Cynoglossus semilaevis (tongue sole), 2336 nucleotides. RefSeq names its product solute carrier family 30 member 8 (gene slc30a8). Gene Ontology annotation, cellular component: plasma membrane. Bases 448 to 1827 code for a protein of 459 amino acids. Gene Ontology annotation, biological process: response to glucose; response to zinc ion; insulin secretion. NCBI's taxonomy places the organism in Eukaryota, Metazoa, Chordata, Actinopteri, Pleuronectiformes, Cynoglossidae. Gene Ontology annotation, molecular function: zinc ion transmembrane transporter activity. The transcript has 10 exons. The record is from RefSeq and is a predicted model, not a curated record.